This is a messenger RNA of Didymodactylos carnosus, 1308 nucleotides long. Lineage: Eukaryota; Metazoa; Rotifera; Eurotatoria; Philodinida; Philodinidae. The record is from the annotation of a GenBank genome assembly.
AUGGUAUCUAUUUUCUCGUUACCGAGUAAUGCUUCCGUUGCACUAAAAUCAACACAAAUUUAUCCCCACCUGAAUAAUCAUACAACGUUCCCACAACAACAUGACCGUCGUCAAUAUGAUACUUUGCAGUCCACCAAUCCAUCGUCAAGGUCUGAAAGUCCAUCAACUCCAUGGCUAAAUCUCACUGAUGUAAGACCAGCCGAUAUUCAAUAUGAGAAACCUCCUUCGUCAAAUAAUCCUGAAAACGAUAUGAGGCUAUUCGAUAAAAUUCACGGCUCAAUGAUCGGGAUGGCUAUCGGCGAUGCUUUAGGGGCACACGUUGAGUUUCGACCCCGAGCUUAUCUUGAACAAAAUCCUGUCAGUGACAUGCAAGGUGGUGGAACGUGGGGAUUAAAAGCUGGACAGUGGACCGAUGAUACAUCCAUGGCGCUCUGUUUGGCCGCGAGUCUCAUUGUAAAUAAAAAUUUUAAUUCUUAUGAUCAGCUCGUUCGAUAUAAAUGGUGGUGGAGAAAAGGUUACAUGUCGUCCAUAGGAAAAUGUUUCGAUAUUGGCAAUGCAACAAAAGCAUCGCUCGACGAAUUUGUCAAUCGACAACACAAAUUUUGCGAAUUAUACAAAAUUAAGGAUUUCAAAGAGCUUGAUCAGUUGUCUGAUGAUCUAUCAUCAAAAUUCGACACGAACUGUAGUCGAGAUAAUGUCGAUAGUAACGGCGCUCUGAUGCGUUUAACACCGAUUCCGCUGUUUUACUGUCAGUCUGAAUCUGGUACAUACGCUGUUCACUUUGCUGGCGAAAGUGCUCGUGUAACCCAUGGUGGUCAGAAGGCUAUUGAUGCAUGCCGCUUCUAUGCCGCACUUAUUUACGCUGCCGUACGAGGAAAACCAAAGAAAGAGCUAUUAGAUCCACAAUUUUAUAAACAAUGUUUUCAGGCUGGAUGGUUUGGUCAAAAGCAGUUACAUCCUGAUAUUGUGCAAAUCGCAGAAGGUUCAUAUCAAAAAAAAAAUCGACCCGAAAUAAAAGCCGGUGCCAUGGCCGUUGAAGCAUUAGAAGCGGCGUUAUGGGCAUUUUUUCAUGAUAAUAAUUCAUUUCAAGUGGGAGUACUGAGCUGUGUUAAUCUGGGUGAUGAUACAGACACAGUGGCCGCUAUUUACGGUCAAUUAGCCGGAGCAUGCUAUGGUGUUGAAAAGCUACCUCUAAAUUGGAUACAGCAAAUAUACGCAAAAAAUUUCAUUGCUAACAUUUCUGAUUGGCUUCGAUUCGAAGGAGCUCAAUGGUGGGAAAAGAAAAAGAACAUGAGAGGCUCGACAUAA